AAACUUGCAAAGAAACUUGCAACCUGCAUACGCAAAUUUAUUCAGGUGACACUAUACGUUUGUCUCCAAUCAUUUCUUUUGACGAUUUUUCCCCCCAGAAAAUGGCGAAUCACCGCAUGGAGGCCGACUCUGAUCCUAUGUGGAGGAUUAGUCCCCGUCACAUAAAAUUUGAAGAUCUCAUACUCAUCAGUCUAAAUCAUGUGUCGCAAGGAAGUUGGCAGCCUGAGUUACAACUUCGGCGACAGAUGCGGGGUGCAUCCAGCAGAGCUUGACAAUCCUGAGGCUCGUUUCAUUUUGGGGUGGGAGACGGUGUCUAAUUCAAAUUUCUCAGGCUCACUUGGAGAGUUCACUUCCCUCGCUGCCGAGAGUUCGAUUUCUUAUCUCUUGCGCAAUCUCAUAUGCUUCCGUCACACCGGACCAAUAUUUCUUUCCAACUUUGCCAACGGCGGCCACUACUCGCGUGCAGAUUCAUUCUAUUGCAAGCCAUUACACUUUCCUCUUCCUCCGUAUUCAAUGUUGUGCAUCAUGCUUU
This is a messenger RNA of Suillus discolor, 532 nucleotides long. RefSeq lists its product as uncharacterized. The transcript has a single exon. The record is from RefSeq and is a predicted model, not a curated record. The coding region runs from base 102 to 272 and encodes 56 amino acids. Lineage: Eukaryota; Fungi; Basidiomycota; Agaricomycetes; Boletales; Suillaceae.